AUGGCUAAAGGACAGCUGCGCUCUGUUUUGGCCCACAAGAGGCUGCGGGCGUUUAGUCAGUCAGUCGGGCCAGUCGGAGAGCGCCGGCAGCCAGCCCAGCCCAGGCCAGCUGAGCUCAAAGUUCAGGCCGAUCCGAUCCGAGCGGUGGCUUCCUUCCUUCCAAAGGCGGGAGCGGCCCAAGAUGUUCGGCCGGUCGCUCGACAGACAGACAGUCUGCCUUCUUCGCAGGCAGCCAAACGUGACAGCUACAUCGUGCGUGUAAAAGCGGUGGUGAUGACGCGGGACGACUCGAGCGGAGGCUGGCUGGCCCAGGACGGGGGUGCACUCAGCAGGGUCGGAGUGUGCCGCCUGCGACCACCUGAACUACCCCCACUGCCACUCUCUGGCAACUCACAGUUCCUUAUCCGGGGCGAGCGGCUAAGAGACAAACAGGUGAUCAUGGACUGUCCGCUGAGGAAGGACUUGGUAUAUACCAUCGCCACACCCACUUUUCACCACUGGAAGGUGGAGGACCGUAGGUGUGGCCUGUCCUUCCAGAGUCCGGCUGAUGCCAGAGCCUUCGACAGGGGCGUGCGGAAGGCCAUCGAGGACCUGGCAGAAGGCUCCACAACGUCCUCCACAGCACUCCAAAAUGAGGGCGAACUGGGCGACGACGAUGUCUUCACCAACGCCACCGACAGCUCAUCCAACUCCUCCUCCCAAAAGCUGGACGGCUGCCUGCCGCCGCUCGAGUCCUCGCCUCUUCCGCAGAGACACAAAUGCAUGCCGGGAUAUCGCCACAACCUUCACGACUCGUACCGGCUAUCGGACCACUACCUUCUGGACCAGCCUUUGUCCCGGCUUCCCCACGUCACCUUCCAGGAGGAUGAGGAAAUUGUCCGAAUCAACCCACGUGAGCGCAGUUGGGAGCGGUCGGGGGACCGCGUCAGCGAACGCUUACAGGGCCGACCGUCAGACCGGUCCUGGCUUACAGGCUACGAGGACUACCGUCACGCCACCAUGCGUGACAAGUUUAUACAGAUGGAUGACACGGAAUCUUAUGUCCACUUCGCCAAGACCGAGGCGCAGAAGCACGACUACACGUACCCGCUGGCGCCGGCCCUGUCGCCAUCAGACUCGGACCCGGCCCUCGGAUCCUUUGCCAGCAAGGGUCGCCACGGGGGAUCCUAUCGCCAGGGCUUCUCCGUGAUCUCCUCGCAGCCUCGGUCUUUCCUGCCCAGCUCCUCCCUGUCAACCAAUGGGGGUAAGAGCCGCAAAGAGGACGGUCUGGAGCGUGCCCACUGCGAGCACUGCGGCGAGGCCUUCUUGGUGGUGGAAAACAGGCGGGGCAGGUGCCAGGAUGCACCAGACCCCGUGCGGGGCUGUAUCCGGCGGGUAAGCUGCAUGUGGCUGGCGGACACCAUGCUCUACCACUGCAUGUCCGACCCAGAAGGGGACUACUCAGAUCCGUGCUCCUGCGACGGCAGCGAGGGCGGGCGGCUGGGUACGCGCUGGCUGGCCCUUCUGGGCCUGUCUCUGGUGGCGCCCUGCCUCUGCCUAUACCCGCCACUGAAUGCCUGCCAUCGGGCGGGCUUGGCGUGCGGUUGCUGCGGGGGACGACACAAGGCCCUCAGCUGA
Nerophis lumbriciformis (worm pipefish) is the source of this 1617-nucleotide messenger RNA. The record is from RefSeq and is a predicted model, not a curated record. NCBI's taxonomy places the organism in Eukaryota, Metazoa, Chordata, Actinopteri, Syngnathiformes, Syngnathidae.